Racocetra fulgida is the source of this 1320-nucleotide messenger RNA. The record is from the annotation of a GenBank genome assembly. Lineage: Eukaryota; Fungi; Glomeromycota; Glomeromycetes; Diversisporales; Gigasporaceae.
AUGUCCACCUUUAACUUUACUACAAGUACUUUAACACUCAAAGCGAUUCAAGACUGGACGGUGAAAACUGUUGAAGCAUUUUUAAAGUUCAAACAAAGAGACUUUUCUCUUAGUGAUGCUGAAAUCAAAAAGGUUGUGGAUUGUUCGUUCAAUGGUUCAGCGCUUCUUAACCACGGUAAGAAACGCCGUCGUAUGCUUGAAGAUAAUACUUCUGAAUAUUGUCGACAGAUUGCAACACCAUUCGAAUCUCCACCCAAUAUUUCAGAAUUAAACUCAAUACUUCUUCAACCUUUCAAUUUGAAGAUUCCUCUUUCGCCACUUCUAUACAAGCAGUGUGAAGCUUUGUGUACCGGUAAUUUUCCUAUUAUUGACUAUUUCAUUGAAAGUCCUUGGGAUACACAAUUAGAUGAAGAGGACGCUCGUCAUCCAGCAGAAUUGUCUAAUUAUUGUUAUGUAGCAUUGCAAGGAGCUGAUGUUGGUUCCAGUGAAUUUUCUCGAAUAAGUGAUUGGGAUAGUUUGCUUCGUAACCCAACGAGUGUUCUUAGACAGCACUUUAGAACAAAGUAUCUGUGGAAAGCUAACCGUAACACAAAUGAUUCAUCAAUCACAUUAGCUGGUUUUAGACCUGAUUAUUGGGAAUGCCUUAAUGAUGUUCUUGUUUUUAAAGGAGAAGAGAAGCCAACAGAAGAUGGCUUAAAAGAUGCGAAAAAGGAACUCAUAUCAAAGAUGAGAGCAUGGAAUCGUUGCCUUUACGGUGACCUUAAAUAUAUUCUUGCAUAUGCAGCGGGAGAACAAGAAGUUAAAGCUGCCAUUCGUUGUGUCUUGAACGCUCUUGUGGAUUUACAUGAAUUAGGUUAUGUUCAUAGAGAUGUCCGAUGGCCUAAUAUUCUUCAAGUGACAGAUAAUAGUUGGAUGUUAAUUGAUUUAGAGUGUGCUGGUAUUGAUGAUGAAAGGGUAGAUUUCGGCCCGUUAGAAGAUUGGGCACCAGAAGUAAUUGAAACUAAGAUAUAUACUAAAAAGGCAGAUGUUUAUAUGGUAGGGAGGUUAUUUAGAAAAGUUUUUAUUUCAUAUUCUGAAAAAGCAUAUGAAUUUGAGAAGGCUACCACCGCAGAGCUUGAAUUUCGUUUAACAGCUCAAGAAGCUCAGCAAUAUAAAGCUUAUAUUACCGAUUUAGGUUUAUCAAUAUCAUUUGAUGAAAAACAAGAAGGCCAUAUUUAUGGAGUUUUGCCAUAUUUAGCACCGGAGGUUUUGAAAGGUGAACGAUUCACUCAAGCUGAAAAAAAAGAAGAAAUUAACAAGAGCAUGCUAAUUUUUUUGUAA